AUGGAAGCUGAAACUCAACGUAAAGUUGAAGACAUGGUGUUGGAUAUUCUCAAAAAAUGCAACAUUGAAGAAGCCACUGAGUUCACUGUCCGACUCGCCGCUUCCGAACGACUCGGUAUCGACCUUUCCGACUCACACAGCAAACUAUUCGUCAGAAACAUCAUCGAGUCUUACCUUAUCUCCAUCGCCACCGACGAAAAACCGGUUCCGGAGGAACCGCCACAAGUUUCCACCGAGACAGUGAAUGUGAUACACAAUGAACCGCCACAAGAGUUGAAUAAGGUGAUGGGAGUGAAACGCAAAAACGACGAUUCUGAAGACAUUAUUUGUCAGCUAUCAACCAAGAGGAAUGUGACUGUCCGAGAUUUCAAAGGGAUGCCAUUGGUGUCAAUUAGGGAGUUCUAUCUAAAAGAUGGAAAACAGCAUCCCACUGCUAAAGGGAUAGGUUUACCUUCUGAACAAUGGUCAACCUUCAAGAAUAGUGUUCCUGCCAUCGAGGAAGCUAUCACAAAGUUGGAAGGAAGGAUAAGAUCAGGGCAUAAUGGCUGGAAAAAUGGAGAAGUUUCAAGUUCAGUUGCUGAUGUUCCUGUUGAGCCUGUGCAUAUUAAGCCUGUGCCCAUUGAGCCUGUGCCCAUUGAGCUUGUCUCCAUUGAGCCUGUGCCCAUUGAGCCUGUCUCUAUUGAGCCUGUGCCCAUUGAGCCUGUCUCUAUUGAGCCCGUGCCCAUUGAGCCUGUCUCUAUUGAGCCUGUGCCCAUUGAGCCUGUCUCUAUUGAGCCUGUGCCCAUUGAGCCUGUGCCCAUUGAGCCUGUCUCUAUUGAGCCUGUGCCCAUUGAGAUUGACCCUAUUGAGAUCGUCCGUUUUGAUGGGAAGAAUUACCAAGUUUGGGCUGAACAGAUUGAAUUACUCUUGAAACAGUUAAAGAUUAGUUAUGUGCUUACCGAGCCAUCCCCAAUUGCUACAUCAGGGGAAAACAAUGAUAGUGCUGAAGAAAUUUCUAAAACCAAAGCUGCUGAAAAGAUAUGGGUAAAUGAUGAUUUAGUGUGUCGUCGCAACAUCUUGAGCCAUUUAGCUGAUAGUCUAUUCAACAAGUAUGCAAAUAGAAAAAUGAGUGCUAAGGAGUUAUGGGAAGAAUUGAGAUAUGUUUAUCUGAUCGAGGAAUAUGGAACCAAGAGAUCUCAGGUGAAAAAGUAUAUUGAAUUUCAAAUGGUUGAUGAAAAAGCAGUUGCUGAUCAAAUUCAAGAACUUAAUCGCAUUGCAGACUCUAUUGCUGCUGCUGGAAUGCAUAUAGAGGAGAACUUUCAUGUCAGUGUCAUCAUUUCAAAGCUUCCACUAUCAUGGAAAGACUUUUGCAUCAAGUUAAUGUGUGAGGAGCAUCUACCUUUCUGGAUGUUAAUGGAGCGCAUAACAAUAGAGGAAGAAUCUCGCAAUGGAGUCCAACAAGUUGGCGAACCUCCUUCAGAUAAUGUAAGAUUUCUCCAUGCCAAUAAAGGCGGAAUCAAGGGGGCUGACAUUAAGCCGGUACCAGGUUUUCCAAGGAAGUUUGAACCUAAUGGCAAGAACAAAACCUGUUAUAUUUGUGGUCAAAGGGGGCAUAUUUCUAAAUACUGUAGAUGGCUGUAA
Molecule: messenger RNA, 1620 nt
Organism: Vicia faba (fava bean)
Lineage: Eukaryota; Viridiplantae; Streptophyta; Magnoliopsida; Fabales; Fabaceae
Source: the annotation of a GenBank genome assembly